UUUUUGGUAAACUGAGAUUUGCAAGUGUUGGUUUCUAUAUAUAUGCAAGAGUAGACUCUGGCCUCAGUGCCUCAUCAGCUGUGUCGAAAAUUAUGGUGAUUCCUGCAGUGAAAGCUUUCCUUCUCUUAUCUCUGUUCACUUUCUUAGGAACUCAUGCAAGAAACUUACCAGAAGACAUACUCAAGAUCAGCAAAACCGAUCACGGAUUGACAUCAAGUAUCACUAGCAUUACAAGGCCAGCAAGAAGACCACCUCCUCCUCCACAAGUUAGGCCUCCAUCACAUCCGAUUCUGAGCGUCUCUGAUCAGGUUACUGAGAAUAAACCGGAAGAAGUCAUAAGAAUGCCGAGUUUUAUAGGAAAUCACCACAAACCACCACCUCCUGCUCCUUAUCUUGCGCCUCCACAGGUACAGGCAAAUGCCUAUCAAGAAUGGAAAUCAAUCUUUGCCAACACUGAAAAGGCCUUAGACCCGUCAGAACUUAGGAGCUUUUCGUAUGUCAGAGAAAUUACAGAAGACGGCGAAAUCAUUAAAAGACCAUACCUACUGUCACCUCCUCCCCCUCAUCUUGCUCCUCCUCAUGUUCAAAUGAAAAUUUGUGAAGACGACGAAAUCAUUAAAAGACCAUACCUACAUUCACCUCCUCCCCCUCAUCUUGCUCCUCCUCAUGUUCAAAUGGAAAUUUGGGCAACCGAAUAGUUGCCUCUGUCAGAUCUAAAUAUGUGCAACCAAGGAUCAUCUUAUGCGAUAUUAUCAACUAAAUAUUAUGGAUCUCCAUCGAAUAUAUAGCCAGCUUCAGUGUUCUGUGUGCUUGAGUCCAGGCCUGGGAUCAAGUAGAAGAUAAAUAAUGAGAUGGAACAUCUGGCAUCUGCAUGUAUAAUAUAUGUCAGCUGUACGUGUUUUUUAUGUAAUAAUAUCUGCAGUUCGUAUUAUCUGCAUGUGUAAUAUAUAUGUAGAUCAUGUAGUCAUCAAGGUUUUAGCA
Molecule: messenger RNA, 981 nt
Organism: Daucus carota subsp. sativus
Lineage: Eukaryota; Viridiplantae; Streptophyta; Magnoliopsida; Apiales; Apiaceae
Product: early nodule-specific protein 2
Exons: 2
Coding region: 93-698 (201 amino acids)
Source: RefSeq, a predicted model, not a curated record